CUUCUCUUUCAUUUUCUUGUGGUGAAGUAAGUCAACGAUGGCUAAAUCUCCAGUGGAAGUGAAUCUGAUCCCGAUCGAAGCUACUUCCGAGACCUUCGCAGACUAUGGUCAAAUCAUCGAAGCCUCUCGUGAUGGUGAAACUUUCGGUCCCAACGACGCUCAAUUGGAUCUCUCCAGAGGAACCCCACGGUUAUAUAUAAUGCCGCUCCAAGAUACAUCCUUUGGCUUUUCGAAGAUCACUCAUCACGCAAACGUGACACAGUGCCUAGGAUCAAUAGGAGCUCAUGUUUGGUAUGUUGGAGUGGCUAAGCCGUCUCUUAUUGAAGAUGAUGAUGAAAGGAGAGAAGAUACAGUAGAAUCAAAGUCUGGUCACUUGUACGCUCCUCCUGCGGUGGAAGAGGUGCGCGUCUUCAGGAUCUCAGGAACAAAGUUUGUUAAAUACAACCGCGGUACUUGGCAUGUUGGACCGCUCUUCAAAGAAAGCUCCAUGGACUUCUACAAUCUUGAGCUCACCGACACAGAUGUGGUGGAUGAGACGACAUAUGAUUUCAGGAAGAAUAAUGGAAGCCAAUCUUUCGCUUCCAUUUUCUUGUGGUUCACAAUGGCGAAAUCUCCGGUGGAAGUGAAACUUAUCCCGAUCGAAGCUACUCCGGAGACUUUCGCGGACUAUGGUCAAAUCAUCGAAGCCUCUCGUGAUGGUGCCUCUUUCGGUCCCGACGACGCUCAAUUAGAUCUCUCCAGAGGAACCCCACGGUUCUAUAUACUCCGGCUGGAAGGAAGAUCCUUAGGGUUUUCCAACAUCACACAUCACGCAAAUGUGACACAGUGUCUAGGAUCAAUAGGAGCUCAUGUUUGGUAUCUUGGAGUAGCUAAGCCAUCUCUUAUUGAAGAUGAUGAUGAUAAUGGAAGGAGAGUAGAUGCACUAGAAUCAAAGUCUGGUCACUUGUACAUUCCUCCUGCAGUGGAAGAGAUUCGCGUCUUCAGGAUCUCGGGACCGAAGUUUGUUAAACUCAACCGCGGUACAUGGCAUGCUGGACCCUUGUUUAGAGACGGCUCCUCCAUGGAUUUCUACAACUUAGAGCUCACCAACACAAAUGAGGUGGAUCACACGACUCAUGAUUUCAAGAAGAAUAAUGGAGUCAUCUUCCGAUUUGACCCCUGAGAUGAUACAUCGUCCUCCUAGCUCAAAUCCUAUCAGUGUGCUUCUGUUUUUAUUGUAUGUAUGUAACUACUACUGCCAAUACUGUGUACACUGUACACAAAUUGGUUAUAUGCAAUAAAAUACCGGUUUAAGU
Molecule: messenger RNA, 1295 nt
Organism: Arabidopsis arenosa
Lineage: Eukaryota; Viridiplantae; Streptophyta; Magnoliopsida; Brassicales; Brassicaceae
Source: the annotation of a GenBank genome assembly